AUGUUCAGCAAGCGUUCGCUCAGGUCCCGCGACGGAAACAGCUCCCAGCGGGAGGCUGUCUCGACAGCGAUAGAUUCACAGCACCGAGUCGACAAGUCUACAAGGCUGAUGAGGAAAGAGCGCGCACGGGAUCAGCAGAAAGUGUCGAAACUGCAGCGGUCGCUAACUGGCGAGGACACUUCUCGUCCAUCGUCGUCCCAGGCGAAGAUCAGCGAGAAGGACCUUGCCCCCUCUCCCAUCAUCACCAUGGUGGUGGGCCCCGAGGCACGGCUGUUUGCGGCGCAUCAGAAUGUGCUGUGCCAGGCUCCUUUCUUCGACAGGAUCCUGCGCGGGCCCAUUGCGGAUGCGCAGAACCGGAGGAUCGCGCUCCCCGAUGAGGAGCCGGAGGUCUUCAGCGCCAUCCUCGAGUACCUCUACAAGGGCGACUACUACCCCCGCUUGGUGCACAACAAGCACCGCAACUCUUGGGAGCUCGAGGAUUCGCUCUCGCGUCGGGCCGCCGUCCAAGAUUCCCCGACGCUUCCCGAUACACUUAAAUUCGGAGGUGGCCGCGCAGGCCAAUCCCCCAAGAUCCCUCCCGCUGUCCAGUCGACCAUCUAUGUAACGAGCGUCGGCCAGCACAUCCUCCGCGACACCGUCAUCUACUGUGCCGCGGGGCGUUAUGGGCUGGAGGAGCUCCAGAAGCUGGCGCUGCGCAAACAAGGGCUGCACACGGGCAUCGACGUAGGCACCGUGCUGCGCAGCGCCCAGUACUGCUACGCCAACACCCCCGACUCGGACAGCUGCCUGCGCGCCCAUUACCUGGCGCUCAUCAUCCGGUGCCGCAAGACCUUCAAGCGCAGCGGCACCAUGCAGGCCGAGAUGGAAAAGUGCGGUAGCGACGUGUAUGGACCGGGAAGCGGCAAGCUCUUCUUCGACCUGUUUGUUGCCAUGUGCAACCACCUGGAUGACGUCAUCGAGGCGAGCAAUAUUCGCACUCCGAAGACAGUCUGA
Molecule: messenger RNA, 993 nt
Organism: Thermochaetoides thermophila DSM 1495
Lineage: Eukaryota; Fungi; Ascomycota; Sordariomycetes; Sordariales; Chaetomiaceae
Exons: 1
Coding region: 1-993 (330 amino acids)
Molecular function (GO): protein binding
Source: RefSeq, a predicted model, not a curated record